GGACCAUUAUACUGACAACUAUGAUAUCAAACACCAUUAGAUGCUAUUUGGGUGGCGAGAUCCAGCUCGUUCAUCUAAACGCAAGCUCAUUAAAGCUCUUCUCACUUGUCGCAUACACCACAUACUUACUCCUCCUACGACUCCUAUCCGCCUUGAUCUGCGUUGUCAGCAAAACUCCAAGAUGCUUCAUGGUUCAUAUUGAUACCACGGAGAUUCGCAUUGUCGGGUUAGUCGUAUCAAUUCUCCGAAUGCUCCCGGGUAAGACACAGCAGACGCCCUUGAGCGCCGCAAAUCGCCGCGGUCGUUUAUCAGGAAAUGGAGACUACAUAGUUCCAGUCGAAGGGCUUGCUGACAACAUGAUUAUGCCUCGGGAAAGCUCAUUAGAUUUCGAUCGUCCGUCAGAAUCGUCGUUUCGCCGACUAAACGCCAGUUCAAUCGCAUACCGCCCACAGGCUCCUCGACCUCCUUAUCGACGAGGAUUUGAGAAUAUGAGACCGUCGUUAAUACGUACUACUCAACUACGAACAGACACUCAGCAGAGUUUUGCUAUACCAUUCAGCCUUGACGGAACUGUCUCUCCCCCUCUCUUUGACCCAAUCCCACGAGUUCCUAACCCGCCAAUGCCUGUUUUCAUCGCUCGCCAUAUUUCAGUCAGUGAUUCAAUCUAUUCAUCAAGGUCUGUUGGGCUCCCGGGACGUCGGUAUCGCUCAACAAGCACUAGCUUUGGUGGAGAAAAAUCUCCUGCCAAUGUUGAGUCUUAUACCAGUGUUCUCCCCAAUCCAGCAUUUGCCGACUCCGACAGCCCCUAUCUAUCUUCCGAGACUAAAAAAGUGCAGUCUGACAACGACAUUCAAAAAGCGAACUUUAGUAAUGCUUCAACAUUUCCCGGACAUUUUCCUAUCAGUGAAGAUCUCGAAUACGGCUCUCUAACAACAGUCGCACAACAUUACUUUUCCUCAAGAAACGAAAGACCAAAAAUAAUCAGGCCGUUGUCUGCACCGGUGGUUCGCACGUCAUGAAAAGAAAAAUAUUUCAACAGUAUCA
Molecule: messenger RNA, 1044 nt
Organism: Talaromyces proteolyticus
Lineage: Eukaryota; Fungi; Ascomycota; Eurotiomycetes; Eurotiales; Trichocomaceae
Exons: 1
Coding region: 21-1019 (332 amino acids)
Source: RefSeq, a predicted model, not a curated record